This is a messenger RNA of Oryza brachyantha (malo sina), 1094 nucleotides long. RefSeq lists its product as uncharacterized. The coding region runs from base 132 to 566 and encodes 144 amino acids. The transcript is spliced from 3 exons. The record is from RefSeq and is a predicted model, not a curated record. Lineage: Eukaryota; Viridiplantae; Streptophyta; Magnoliopsida; Poales; Poaceae.
AUCGCCGCCGGCGUCCGAUUCACUGUCGCCGCCGCCCGCCUGCUCUGUUCUGCUCGCUCGCCUCCUCCCAGCUCUGCGCCCCCCGCCGCGGAUCCGGCCUCCACUCUCUGGUUCCGCCACUUCCAGCAGACAUGGCAGCCGAGCAGCCGUCGGAGAAAAAGCCGCCGCCGGCGGGAGCAGAGAAGAAGGCCCCGCUCCCCAAGGUGGUCACGCUCAACAAGGCCCUCAAGCUGGCGCAAACAUGGGUGGACAAAAUGAGUGCAUCAGACCAGGAUGAACCCAAAGCUAAGGACUUUGAGGGUCGGCCACCAGGGCUUGGUCUUGGUGCUAAGGUGGCACCUAAUGUAAAACGUGCGGCUCCCACUGAUCCGGUUGAGAGGAGGUUGCUCGGGAAAGUGAACGCGCAAAAGAGAAAGGCUACCGAGGAGGAGAAGACAACUGCACAAGAAGCUAAUGAGGAUAGUGAUGAUGACAGCGGUGAGACUGAAAGCAGAACCAGUGCCUUCAGCAAGAAGAGGACAGCGCCUUCACCUACUGCCAUGCCAUUGGGGAAGAAGACCAAGUGACAAAUUGUGUGCUCAUAUUCAUGUAUGCAUCUUUUCGUCAGAGUAUUUACAUGCUUUUAGACUAAUUACAAGGGUCUGUUGUAUUCUAAAUGUGAGGGGCGCAGGGGAGUAGCUAUUCUGGAUAUUGUUGGUCCUUCCAUAGUUGAUACUAGAUACUCUUUUAAUUUCAUCUAUUAAAUUGGUUUAGAUGAUGGAAGAGAAGCAAGAGGAAUAUAUUUACAAGAUGUCUUUUUUAGCCGGGAUGACCGAAGAUGGUCACCCAAAUUUCAUUACAGGAUGUCUUUUCUAAGUCCAACAACGCGAGGUAUCUUACAUCCUUUUGUAUGUGCGUGUGACCGUGUGUGUGUGAGAGAGAGAGAGAGCGGUGGAAGGUUUGUUAUGCCUGUCAGCUUGUGAUGUAAUCAGUGAGAGCUUCUGGCAUCACACUUCAGAUUAUUGAAUGAACUCAAGCUGCUGCAUUGCACAGAGCAAACAGUGCAACUUUGUGUAUAUUGAAUAGUGCAUGCAUAUUUGAGUAUUCCCUCCAAU